AUGUCCAUACCAAAAUCAUCUCUAUCCCCAUCCACCCAGCGUCGACAAGAUAAAGAGCACACUCAAGAGUUGGCCACUCCUUUAAACCGUGUUAUUCGAAAUCAGGUGGUGUUUCGCGUCAAAGAUCCACGACGGCAACAGCCGAUUAAGUCAUCGCAGCAACAAGUCAUCCAACCUGUGGAGUACCCGAUCUUCCGUCCCCGGAAACCUCACCGGAAAUCGAGGACCGGCUGCUGUAAUUGUAAGAAACGCAGGGUUAAGUGCGAUGAAACCAAACCAGGCUGCCGAAAGUGUGACGUUUAUGGCAUAUCCUGUGAUUACUUGGUAAUGGAAUUCCAAUCAAAGUCAAAAUCUACAUUCCGAUUAGCAAAGGAGUUUUCUCAAGUCUAUGAGAUUGAUUCCACCACCUAUUCACUGGCCAUUGCCGACCUUGCGGACAAAAUAGACUCAGCAUUGCGACUUCCUCCCAGUAUUGACGAUGAUCUCAGUAAUUUUAUCACAAAACCUGCUCAUCGUGAUUCUGUCGAAGCUCUCUAUCAUUUUUUAGCCCUCCCAGGCGAAAACUCCGGCCUUACCGAGGCCGGUAAAGAUGUGGCAAAGGGGGACAUGUUGCGUGUAGCUUUUCAGACUCCAUAUCUCAUGCAUGCUAUUCUGGGUGCUGCUACAACCAGCCUCAGACGAUUACACUCAUGGGGCUCGUCAUUCAGAAUGGCCGAAAGCUACCAUUGGCAGCGGGCCAUCAAUCUGUAUCAGAAAGAGCUAUUUACUCCCAUUGGCGUGCAUAACAUGGAUGGUCUCAUGUCGACCUGUCUGCUCCUGGGCGUUCUCUCUUUCGCGGUAGAAGAGUACAAGCCGGAGGAAUCCUGGCUUUUCUCACCGGACCCUAAAGCUCUAAACUGGCUUCUCGUCCAAUCUGGACUCAGGCACCUCCUCAGAUUCACAGGCCCUUUUUUGUCUCAGAGCAUCUGGUACAAAGUCUUUAUGGAAUCUGAUGACGAACACCACACAUUUGAUGACCACCGCCCAGGCACUGAGGGUCUUCACCCUGCUCUAGCUGAACUUUGUGAAAUCGAUGAAACUACAACUGAAGAAACAAACCCUUAUCAUUGGCCACUUCGCAUGCUUAGUCCGUUACUGAAUCUGGUGCCCUGUAACGAAAACUCGAGCAAACUAACUUCGUUCAUGGGCCGGCUGCUACCUGAUUAUACUGACCUUUUGCAAAAGAAAGACCCGAGAGCAAUUCUCAUCUUAGGCUACUGGCUAGCAAAGAAGUGUCAAGAAAAUCAGUGGUGGAUGCAACCGAGGAUUCAUGCCGAAUGUGUCGCUGUUUGCAUGUUCUUAGAACAUAGCAUGGACCCUCGAAUGCUGAAGCUGCUUGAAUACCCAGCCGAGCAUUGCGGGUAUCUUCUGAAACAUGUUCGAGAAUGCACGACAUUUGAGGUGAAUAUUGACCUUGUGUGCCUCUUUUAA
Paracoccidioides lutzii Pb01 is the source of this 1470-nucleotide messenger RNA. RefSeq names its product C6 zinc finger domain-containing protein. The record is from RefSeq and is a predicted model, not a curated record. The transcript is spliced from 3 exons. Gene Ontology annotation, biological process: regulation of transcription by RNA polymerase II. The coding region runs from base 1 to 1470 and encodes 489 amino acids. Gene Ontology annotation, molecular function: zinc ion binding; DNA-binding transcription activator activity, RNA polymerase II-specific.